AUGUCUUAUCACAGCCGAAACGCCAGUGGAAGCAGCCACUCUUCUCUGCUCCGUCUCCCUAGCCCCAUUGAGCUAGAUGAGGAUCAUACCUUCUCCAAAGCAGCUCUCUAUCCCCUCGACCACACAGACUACGAGCCUUGUCGCAAGAGGAUCAUCAACACCAGCUUCGGCGCCCGCCGGGUCAUCCGUUUCAUCAACCAUCUAGAGACCCAUGACCCCGUCCAGCACGAUGCCGCGGUGAAGAGGCUUAUCGAGAUUGGUGUCGAUGUGGAUGACUUGGUUCGUCUUUCUAAGCGUCGUGCUGAAGUUCCCUGGGAGGAGACUUGGCCGUAUAACUGGGAGAAGAAAGAGGGUUUGCUUUUGGGAUAUAUGAAGAGGAACUUGCCUCGUUGGAUUGCGAUUAUGAAAAAGACAGAGGCUCGGGAGGCUGCCGAAGCUAUGGGUGAAACUCUUGAAGACGAUGAUUCAGACGAUUAUAUCACCGCUGAUGAGAUGGCUGAGACUGAAGCUACCCAGGAGCACGAGGUUCGUCCAAAGGAAGAGGUUGAGGAUGGCGUGGAUAUCGAACAGACGAAAGGUUCCACGGCUAAGGAUGAAGAUAUUCAUACCGAGGCUAGUUCUCCUAAGAGUUCGAUGACUCUCAUGGAGUUAAUCGCGUCCUAUCGCAAGGCCCAUGCGGAACAGAAACGAGCUGGACAGAUGCAGAACCAGAAGAAGGAGAUCGAAGUCUGA
Molecule: messenger RNA, 732 nt
Organism: Fusarium odoratissimum NRRL 54006
Lineage: Eukaryota; Fungi; Ascomycota; Sordariomycetes; Hypocreales; Nectriaceae
Exons: 1
Coding region: 1-732 (243 amino acids)
Source: RefSeq, a predicted model, not a curated record